GUUUUAACAAUUCUUUAAAUUUCUCACUAUUGUGAGAUAGAUCUGAAACUAAUUUUGUUAUCAAAAUAAUUAUGUAAGAUGCUUAAACUGAUUGCUAUGUAGAAUGUCAAAAUUUGUUGCAUCAUGUUUGAACGUCCUGCAUAAUAAUUUAGUGGUUCAAUAAAUUUAUUUUUAGCUGUGUAUCAUUUUUAGAUACCUUAGCGAAAUUAUUUAUUCCGUAAAAAUUUUAAUGUCGAUAAUAAGGCUAUGUAGUUUUUCAUGAUUUUUUAUGACAAAAAUAAAUUGAAUACGUACUAAGCAACUCGUGAAGGUAAGCGUUAUAAAAACUCCUAACUUGAGUACCAUGAUUAAGUCUUAGUUUCAACAAAGACACUUCAGAUUAUAUUGAAUCAUGGAAUAUGAAUUCGGUCUUUAUAUAGUGCUCAAAAUGAGUUCAAGUACACGUGCAAAAUUAUUCCGCAUUCAAAACGGCGCAUCCUUCGAUCGAAGAUAUGAUGAAGGUGAUCCGUAUUUCGGCAAUUUAAGUAUUCACAUAACAAAACAAGGUCUCAUCCUCUUCCCGAGGCGUGUAACGGCUAGCGAUAAAAUUCCCGGCUAACAGUCGUCCGUUGUUUAGAAUAAAAGAUAGUUCCGUCAAAUCAAUCACACUUGUGAUUAUUAAUUCCAGCACUCCAUUGUCGAGUAACAUCUUAAUAAUUUUAGUUCACAUAUCUUUACCAUCAAUUUUUUUUUAUAAUCCUCAUUGGAUUUUAUUUUCGCACAUAAAUUCAUUUUAUGGGCUUCUUUUAAGGAAAUUUCCGUACGUCGAACAUGUUUCUCGUUUUAGAAGUACUAUGAAAUCAAAAUCGCGCGCGUUUACUCAGCGUUAGUCGACGCAUGAGCCUUGAUGAUUCAGUAAUAUGGCGGAAGUCCUCCAGCUGUUUUGUUAGCUGUAUACGGUGAUAUACGGCGGUUUCGUGUAGUCACUGUAGUCCAAGUAACAAUGAGAAAUUAUCACAUUUAUGUAUUACAAUGGUUUUCUUAAAUUUGUUGUGAUGUUGAAAUUGCUUCUCGAAAUGUGAUUAUUAGCGAAUAUCGAUUGUUUCGAUAUACUUAUCGUGAAAUCUGUGAUGCAACAAUAGACAGAAGUGACAAAACACGUGUAGCAUUCUCUAUGAAUAUUUCUAUAUAUUCAUUGAAUUUCUUGCAUACACAAAUUUUUUAUAAUAUUUAUUACGUUUAUAUUAUUACGAUACCCAAUUCUCUUCUGCUUCUUACACUUGUUUUGGUCAAUAGCAAUAUUACAUCAAUAUAGUUUAUAUUUAAUUUUAUUGAUAGAUUUUAUGAAAAUGAAUUUUAAACUAAACGAAGGAUUUUUUGAUUUGUGUAUAAAUGUACCGGACGGAGGUGCAGAUAGUUUAAACAAUAUGUUAUUGAAGUUAUAUGAAAUGGGUUAUAGAACAGUGGCGUUGAAUCAAAUUGUUAAUGAUAGUGCCAUGGAUAAUGAUAAGAAAAAGAAGCAAAAGCUGGGAACAAAUGUGAUACCAGAUCCAAUUGAUAUUUCACAAUUAAAUGAGAAAUGGAAAGGAAAACUCUGUAUUCUUAACAGAAUAACAUUUAUUUGUUCAAAUGUUGAAAAAGCACAUACGUUGGCACAACAUCCUAAUUUAAAAAAAUAUGAUAUAUACGCUUUUGUCCCAACCAAGCAAGAUCUAUUGGAGAAAGCUUGUGAACAAGUAAAAGCAGAUCUUAUUACAAUUAGGCCAGAAAUUUCUGGCAUAAAAAUAAAUCGUAAGGUAUAUCGACAGGCAAUAGCAAAAGAUUUGUAUUUUGAGAUACAGUACACAGACCUUUUGAGACGAGAUACACGCAUAGUGGCUCUUCAUCAUUCUUAUCAACUCCAAAUGUGUCGCAUAAGUAUGAAUAUAAUUAUAUCUAGUGGUGCAAACAGCAAGAACUUAAUCAGAAGUCCUUAUGAUAUUAUAAAUCUUGGAUCUGUAUUAGGUUUGAGACGAGAUAUAGCAAAAACAGCUAUAUUAAAUGAAUGUCAACUUCUUCUUUUAAAAGCCAUUUUUUAUUUAUUUUAGAAAAACGAAUAUCCGGCAGAGCAGUGUUUACGAUAGAAUUUGAAGAACCAAAGAUUGAAGAAGUGGACGAAGAAGUGGAAAAGAAACGAAGAAAGAAUUAGUCUCUAAAUUAACACUAUAUAAAAAGUUUGCCUUUGAUAUUUUAACAAAAUGAAAAUUCUACUUUAUAGUUUUCAUAAAUGCUAAUAACAUAUUAUUUUCUAUAAAAAUAAAUUUAUUAUUUUUAUAUAAAAUUAUACACAAAUUUCUAAAUUUCUAUUUCUCUAGUGAUUCCUGCGUAACAAUAGCUUUAUGCGUACAAUGAUUGCUUUGCUCAGCUUUCUAUCGUUUUUCAAAAUUGUCUGAAAUUUACCUGGAAGAGCCAUCUGUUAGCAUAUUCUGUACCUUUCUCGUGGUACACUAUGUGCAUGCUUCUGUAUGUUGAUUUUGUAAUAAUGACAGGACAUUACAAUAUUAAUGAUAUUAAAUUAUAAUAUCUGUAUUUGAUUAUUCGAGUGUAUAUUCAAGAGAAAAUUUAUAUUAUGAAUUUUCUCUUGAAUAACAAAAAUUAUUUGAAUUUAAUAAUUAUUUAAUAUCUCGGUGUGUUUCUCUUAUCGGGGAUCGAUAUUACCGUAAAAUUAAUAUGAUCUAAAAGCUGCAUUAUCUUAUGCAUUUAUAUAUUAUUUAUUUAAUUAUUUAAAAUAUUGUGGAAUAAAAAUAAUAAUUUUUUAUAAAUGCAUACAAUUUUUCUGAAAAAGAGUUAAAUGAGCUUCGAUCAACAGCUAUGUUCAUCUCGAUUAGAUAAACGACUAUCACUAUGAGUUCAAAAAUAUAUAUGUAAGGAUUUUUUAAUUAACGUUAUCUUAACUUUAUUACAUUUAAUGUGAUGUAUUUUGGUUGUCAUAUUAAUACAGCGGCGUUAUGGCUUUA
Messenger RNA from Monomorium pharaonis (pharaoh ant), 2975 nucleotides. It is a transcript of the gene Rpp30, whose product is annotated as ribonuclease P protein subunit p30. Lineage: Eukaryota; Metazoa; Arthropoda; Insecta; Hymenoptera; Formicidae. The transcript has 7 exons. Gene Ontology annotation, cellular component: nucleolar ribonuclease P complex. The record is from RefSeq and is a predicted model, not a curated record. Gene Ontology annotation, molecular function: RNA binding. Bases 1323 to 2066 code for a protein of 247 amino acids. Gene Ontology annotation, biological process: tRNA processing.